AUGGCUGAAAAGCUGUUUGUGAAGCACUUUCUUCUACCAGAUAGAAUAUUGCGUGCUGACUUUCUCACUGACAAAGGAAUUUUGAAUGUCAUUGUUGGUUACGCUCCAACAGAACAAUGCGAAGAGGUAGUUAAAGAUGAAUUUUAUCAACAACUUGAUGUUGCCAUGCAUAAGACAGGUUCGCUUGUUGUUGUGCUGGGUGACUUCAAUGCUAAACUGGGAAAGGCGGUUUCAAAAGUUGUUGGUCCGUUUGGUCUAUCAAAGUCAACCAGUGACAACGGUGUUAGACUGAUAGAAUUUUGUCAAGCACAUAACCUGGGAAUCACAAACACCUCUUUCCAGCAUAAGAAUAUACACACUGCCACUUGGUAUUCUCCUAAUCCCAAAUUACAACCAAGUCUAAAAGACUACGUUUUGGUAAAGCAGUCUAUGCAAAAAAUGGUACAUGAUACAAGAGUACGACGAGGACCAAAUUUUGACAGUGACCACAAACUUGUUUGUAGUAAGAUGGUACUGAAACUUCAGAAGCCACGUGGGAAAAGACGAGUGAAAACCUUUACACGAGACGUACUCAGUGACCCUAUUGCUCUAGGCAAAUAUCGAAAUAACGUCAUGACUAGAUUCACACAAAGAUUAUCUACUGAGACUGAAGCUAUGUGGUCUGAUUUUUGUAGUGCAAUUAUGGACUCUGCAAAUGAACACCUCAAUGCUGUUCAAACUAGGAAGAAUAGAUGGAUUUCUGAGUGUACAGUUCAGUUGAUAGCUAAGAAACGUGAGGCUCACAUCGCUUGGAUGAGAUGUCAGGAAAACGAGAUGACUAGGAAACAUUAUGUUAGUUUGUGCAAACAAGUGAAACAAGCAGUUCGACAAGACAAAGAAGAAUGGUUGCUUAAACAAGCAUCUGAUUUAGAAUCUGACCUGAAACACCACAAUCAUUACGAAUUUUUCAGGAAGCUCAAAAACUUUGAUCACGUACCCAUUCAACCUGCCUCAGUAAUUUUAGAUGAGCAUGGUCAGAAACUACUUUGUACUGAUGAUCAAUUAGAUCGUUGGAAGAGACACUUUGCCUCGGUAUUAAAUGUCAGACGUCCUAUUGCAAUAGACUCUGGAAUGGUUGUACGCUCUGUUGGGUCUGGUACUCCACUCAGUGAAGAAGAAAUCACCAAUGCUAUUAAAAAGUUAAAAAAUAAUAGAGCAUCUGGUAAUGAUGGAAUAACAGCUGAAUUACUGAAAGCUGGGCCUACGGAGCUUUUUGAUUGGCUACCUGAGCUUCUUCAACAAGUUUGGUCUUCAGGAAGAGUGCCACAGGAUUGGAAAGAUUCAGUCCUUGUCCCUGUCUUCAAGAAAAAUGACAGACUAAUAUGCGACAAUUAUCGUGGUAUUUCAUUACUCAGUGUACCCGGAAAGGUAUUAGCAAAUAUUCUUCUGAAACGACUUAAACAGUCAGUUGAACCUCUACUACUAGAAGCCCAAUGUGGUUUUCGUCCGGGUAGAGGAACGAUUGAUCAAAUAUGUGGCGAGAAGUCAUCAAAAUUUGAAGUUACAACUGGUGUACGUCAGGGUUGUACUAUGUCUCCUGUAUUAUUUAAUCUCGUCAUAGACAAGAUUGUAUAUGAAGCACUAAACAAAGCUAAAGUUGGCGGAGUAGAAAUUGAAUACAGGAAAGAGGGAAGUCUCUACAUGAACUACAGAGUCAAAGCUCAAGAAACUAGUGUCAUUAAAGCUGCUAUGUAUGCUGAUGAUUUAGCUUUAAUUGGGAAGACCUCCGGUGAACUACAAAAGUUAGUAGACAGUCUACAUGAGUCCUGCUGUAAAUGGGGAAUGAAAAUCAGCAUCAAGAAAACAAAAGUUUUGAGCAUUGGCUACGAACAGGCACAUAUUCUUCUUGACAGUUCUGUUCUUGAAAACGUUACAGAGUUUACUUACUUGGGGAGUAUCAUGAGCCAAGAUGGUGGAUGCAUUGCUGAAAUUGAUGCUCGUAUAAGCAAAGCAAGUAAAGUUUUCGGUUCCUGGAAGAAAAGGGUAUUUACCAACAGGCAGUUUUCAAUCUCCACAAAAAUGAAAAUUUUUCGUGCUUUGGUGAGACCUGUUUUGCUAUAUGGAUGUGAGACUUGGUCCGUUACACAACCAAACUUGCAACGUUUAAAUACAUUCCACAUGUGGUGCAUUCGAUCGAUUCUUGGUGUCUCAAGAUGGAAUAAAAUCAAGAAUUCAGACAAUUUAGAACGAGCUUGUGAAGACCCUAUUGAUAUGACAAUACAGAAACAACGUUUGCAAUGGCUGGGCCAUCUGCUACGCAUGAAUGACAAUCGUCCCCAAAAACAACUACUUCGCAGCAGACUUAGUAAUGCAACAAAACCAACACAUGGGCCUAAACAGAGAUGGAUAGAUGUUGUCACAAGAGACCUCAGAUCAUUACACAUCAGUCUUCGUGAUGCUGAUGAUCGUGCUGCUUGGAGAAGCGCUAUUACGCUGCGUUGCCAAAACCCAUAGUGGGUAUGGUGGAAUCAAGGUCAAGGUGUGUGUGU
Messenger RNA from Corticium candelabrum, 2528 nucleotides. RefSeq lists its product as uncharacterized. The record is from RefSeq and is a predicted model, not a curated record. The transcript is spliced from 3 exons. NCBI's taxonomy places the organism in Eukaryota, Metazoa, Porifera, Homoscleromorpha, Homosclerophorida, Plakinidae. The coding region runs from base 1 to 2493 and encodes 830 amino acids. Gene Ontology annotation, molecular function: catalytic activity.